Messenger RNA from Juglans regia (Persian walnut), 1585 nucleotides. Its product is annotated as RNA polymerase sigma factor sigD, chloroplastic. Gene Ontology annotation, biological process: DNA-templated transcription initiation; regulation of DNA-templated transcription. The transcript is spliced from 5 exons. Gene Ontology annotation, molecular function: DNA-binding transcription factor activity. The record is from RefSeq and is a predicted model, not a curated record. The coding region runs from base 145 to 1425 and encodes 426 amino acids. Lineage: Eukaryota; Viridiplantae; Streptophyta; Magnoliopsida; Fagales; Juglandaceae.
CACUGAAAACGGACAAAGCAGUUUGUCCCACAUGAAACUAUGGCAGGACAGAGAUAUCUAUCAAGAAAAAUCUCCCAAUUCUGUUUUUGCUAACCCAAGCUUCCACUCACUCACUCACUCACUUUUUCGUUUACUACCUUCUUUAUGGCUAUCACCACCAUAUGCUCGUCCCCAGCCCACUCCCCAACUCUUCCAGCCAUUUCAUCACUCAAAACCCACCACCCUUUCCCCCACUUAACUGUUUCCUCGUCUUUUUCCACCAAGUUUGGCUCAAACUUAGUCUCCAACGAUGCAUUAGCCAUUGCUGCGGCAGCCCAGGCAGUGGCGCUAGCGCAUGCUGCCAUGCAGGCAGCCAGAGAUGCUGUGUUGGCUGCAGCUGAGACUGGAGAGGUUUGGAGUGGCAGAGAGAUUGAGAAGGGGCUGGUGAGGUAUGAGAGUGGCUGUGGAGUGAGAAGGAGGAAAAGAAGAAAAGGGUUGGAGGGAAAAAAUGGUGUAGGGUCAAGAAGUUCGCGUGGGUCUGUGAAGUCCAGGAAUUUGAGCUCAAGAGAGGAGGCAGAGCUUUGUUUAUGCGUCAAGGAGGGAGCAAGACUAGAAGUGGCAAGUACAAGAAUCACCAAAGCUCAAGGGCGUCAGCCAACCUCAAAACAGCUGGCCAAGGCCAUAGGGAUGGAAAGGAGUGUAGAUAAGAUAUUGUGCGAUGGGAGAGACUCACGAGAAAGGAUUUCUCGGAGCUACCGGAGACUAGUUGUCUCCAUUGCCAAAGGUUAUCAAGGCAAAGGAUUAAGCUUCCGAGACCUCAUUCAGGAAGGGAGCAUUGGCCUCCUUAGAGGGGUUGAGAAAUUCGAACCAGAAAGAGGAUACAGACUCUCAACAUAUGUGUACUGGUGGAUUAAACAAGCUAUUAUCAAAGCCAUAGCAAAUGAAUCUAGAAUAGUGAGAUUGCCGGGACACAUGUGCAGGAUGGUGGCAAGAACUGCAGAAGCUAGAAACCUCUUGAGUAAAAAAUUGGGGCGGCUGCCUACUCAUGAUGAAAUUGCUGAAGUGCUCAAUGUGCAUAUUUCGAUUGUGAGACUUGUUUCUGAGAGGAACAGGCCACCGAUUUCACUGGAUCGAGCAAUAACUGAUCAGGGCAGCAUAACUCUCCAGGAGAUUAUAUCAGGACCAGAUGAAACAACGCCGGAAAAGAUGGUAAAGAAACAGCUAAUGAAACAAGAGCUGGAGAAACUUCUCACAUCACUUGAUAAACGAGAAGAACAUAUAUUGAGAUUACACUUUGGGCUCAAUGGAGAGCCACCCCGGUCCUGUGAGGAGAUAGGAAGAAUGUUAAAGCUUUCGAGAGAGAGGAUCCGACAGAUCAAUGGCAUCGCUUUAUCAAAGUUACGACAGACAAGUGUUGUAGACAUUCUAGAAUUGUAUUUUGUAUAGAUGUUCUUGCAUUGAUUAACAGAAUCAGAAGAUAGAGGGAAAAAAGAAUAUAAUAUGAUGAUUUAGAAUUGUACAUUUAGACUGUAUCAUAUUUUUUAAGCUGUAAUAAACCAACGCACAGGAAUUCUCAUAUUCCAAUGUCAAAUCAUUUUGGCUACUU